GCCGAGCUAAUUUAUGUCUAUCGACAUAAAAGGAACGAUUUCGUUGAUACCAUAAAUAGGAUGGCGAGGGUGACAUCGACAGUGAGUGAGGCUGUGGGGAGUGAGGAUAGAUCGAUUAAUGCCAAUACGAUUGAUGCAGAGGUUAAGUUCGUUAAACUCUGGGCCGCUGACUCGCGAUUUCACAAAGAGAAGGAUGUACGCAGGGUAGUGAUUGCUGACGAGGUGGCGUUGGAGGAUGAGAAGGACGAGAUGACUGAGGAGGAGAAAGAGUAUAUGAGAAUGAAGGACGCUGAGGUUGCAAGGACGAAGGCAUCUCUUGGAUCGUCGAAGAAGAAAACCUUCUUGGACAUGUGUAGGAAUGCAUUCAUUCCCCUUGCCUUGCCCAGGUGGGUCGAGACGAUGUCCACGGCCUUCUCUGACAAGAUUUGGUCCCUCGAGACCUUCAAUUAUCUUGGCCCGGUCGAUUAGAGGGGUUACAGAUUACUCGCGUCGUUGACACAGGACGAAAUAAAGUCCGCGUAUGAUAGAGCGCUUGAAAUGAACACAGCCCCUUUUG
Chara braunii is the source of this 556-nucleotide messenger RNA. The record is from the annotation of a GenBank genome assembly. Lineage: Eukaryota; Viridiplantae; Streptophyta; Charophyceae; Charales; Characeae.